AUGCCGGGCAUCAAACAGGCUACGAGCGGUAAGGACGAUCCUGGUUUCGACCAGACGUGGAACAUCCUCGCAGGCGCUUUCUCCUCGAUUCACCGAAAGAAUGCCUCAAGCCUGUCCUUCGAAGAGCUGUUCCGCCAUGCCUACAAGCUGGUCUUGAAGAAGAAACACCAGGACCUCUACGGCAAUGUCGCAGAGUUCGAGCGAACAUGGCUACAGACCGAGGUCCGGACAAAAGUCAUCAACCACAUCUCUUCCACACUUCUGGCUGGUGUAGGCUCGCAGUCGGCAGACGGACAGGCCAAUGAGCGCAGAUUGGCAGGCGAACGCUUCAUGGCAUGCAUCAAGGACGCAUAUGCAGACCAGAGCCUGUCGAUGAACAUGAUCACCGAUGUUCUCAUGUACAUGGACCGAGUCUCCUCGCAACAAGAUACUACCGGCCGGCUUCCUUCCAUUUACACAAAAGCCAUGGCCCUCUUCCGAUCAGAGGUGGUCAAGGCUAGGAUUGACGGCAAUCAAGACUUCACAAUCGCCGAUCUGCUUAUCGACACCAUGGUCGGCAUGAUCGACAUGGAACGCAAGGGCGAGACUAUCGAUCGCACUCUCGUCAGAGCCUGCUGCCACAUGCUGGAAGGCCUGUACGAAGAUCUCAAUGAGGAUGAAACAACAAAACUCUACCUGACUGUAUUCGAGCCCGCCUUUCUGACCACGAGCCGAGAAUUCUACAACGCAGAGGGUCAAAAAUACCUAGCUGAUGCCGAUGCAGCCUCAUUCUGCAGUCAGGCACGCCGACGGCUGAAGGAAGAAGAAGAACGAUGUCAACAGACAAUUUCUGCCAUCACACUACCCAAAAUCACAGCUGUGGUCGACAACGAGUUCAUUGCGACUCACAUCAAAGCCAUCAUCGACAUGGAGGGCACGGGCGUCAGAAACAUGCUCGAUAAUGACAAAGUGCUGGAUCUCUACAAUGUCUUUGACCUCAUCUCACGAGUCGAUCCUCGGAAGGUGGCCCUCAAAGAUGCAGUCUACAAGCGCGUUUUGGAUCUUGGUAACGAAAUCAACAAGACCGCUCAGCUUACCCUCAGCAGCAAGCCUCAGACGAAGGACACCAAAGACCCAAAAGACAAGCCGUCAGAGAAGGUCGUGAAUCAGCAGACCCAGGCUGCCAUUGACUGGGUAGAACAGAUCCUGCAGCUCAAAAUCAAGUACGACAACCUCUGGGAAAAGGCUUUCAAGAAGGACGCCGUCAUGGAGAAGGCUUUAGAAUUGGCUUUCCAAGACUUUAUCGCCGCCAACGAGCGAAGUCCAGAGCACGUCUCGUUGUUCCUCGAUGAGUACCUGAAACGCGGCAUCAAGGACAAGAGCGAGGCAGAAGUGGAUGUCAUACUCGACAAAGGUAUUCUGCUGUUGCAAUAUCUCUCCAGCACGGAUCAGUUCGAAACCUACUACCGCAAACAUCUCGCGAGGCGGCUGCUUAUGAAGCGUUCAGUCAGUCGCGAUAUGGAGCGACAAAUGCUCUCCAAGAUGAAGCUCAAGCUUGGUACCAAUAUCACACAGAAGCUGGAAGGCAUGAUCCGGGACAUGGAGUUGUCAGACAGUCUGAUCUCGGACUACAAGCAGUACAUCACGGACUUGGACUCGUCGGAUGGCAAGCGCAUUGACAUCGACACCCGAGUCCUUACAACAAAUCAAUGGCCAUUCGAGACGCUGUUCAAAUCUGGUGACGAGGCUACCGUUUGCAAGUAUCCAGCAGAAGUGGAGAAGGUCAAGUCACACUACGAGCAAUUCUAUCACAGCAAGCACACUGGCCGAAAACUUACCUGGGGCGCUCAUCUGGGUGAUGCAGACAUCCGUGCUACCUUCAAAGCCGCAGAUGGCAAGACAAGCCGCUACGAGAUCAACGUCCCGACGUAUGGCAUGGUCGUACUGAUGCUCUUCAACGGACUCCCUGACGGUCAAGGUCUGACCAUUCCUGAGAUCGAGGCCGAGACGAAUAUUCCAAAAAAGGAUUUAAUCAAGUCCUUAGCAUCCUUGACCGGUGUUAAGAAAUGGGCCUUGUUGAGAAAAGAACCGAGCAGUUCUAAGGAGCUGCUCGAUACUGACCAGUUCUACUACAACUCUGCGUUCACGAGCAAAUUCGUCAAGAUCAAGAUUGGUGUAGCCAUUGGUGGAGCGAACAAGCUUGAGAAUGAUGCCGAACGACAGGACACCAAGAAGCGGAUUGACGAUGAGCGUGGCCACUCUAUUGAGGCUGCCAUCGUGCGGAUCAUGAAGCAACGCAAGGAAUUGACUCACCAGAACUUGAUGACUGAAACGAUCCAGCAACUAUCCCAGCGCUUCCAGCCCGAUGUCAACAUGAUCAAGAAGAAGAUUGAGGCCUUGAUUGACCGAGAGUAUCUCGAGCGUGGUCCAGACGAGUCUAGGCCGGCUUACUACAUCUACUUGGCAUAG
Molecule: messenger RNA, 2448 nt
Organism: Cyphellophora attinorum
Lineage: Eukaryota; Fungi; Ascomycota; Eurotiomycetes; Chaetothyriales; Cyphellophoraceae
Product: Cullin-3-B
Exons: 2
Coding region: 1-2448 (815 amino acids)
Biological process (GO): ubiquitin-dependent protein catabolic process; protein ubiquitination
Cellular component (GO): Cul3-RING ubiquitin ligase complex
Molecular function (GO): ubiquitin protein ligase binding
Source: RefSeq, a predicted model, not a curated record